UCUUAGUCUAAAAUCAUGUAUCGAUUCCUUUGCUUCCUUGCGAUCUUAAGUCUCUUUUCGGGACUUGAAGCUGGAUGUCCACCAUAUUUUUCGCGUGUGGGCCCAAAGUGCUAUCAUGUAUCCUUAGAAAAAGUGAAUUGGUUUGUUGCUGAUCGCAGAUGUCGCGCCAUGAAUGCUACUCUUAUGGUAUUCGAUAAUGAAACGGAUCGCGAACAUACAACAGAUCUGCUUAUCAAAAGAGACGUGCCUUUCAACAAUGACUGGAGAGAUGCUGUAUGGAUUGGCGGUAAUACCUUGGGUCUCCCACGAGAGUUUGUGCUCUCUAAUGAUGGUGGCGCACUACCCUUUACCCCUUGGCUGCCUGGUGAGCCCAAUAGCAAAGAUGAGGAAUGUAUAGAUUACUUCCGUCGUACUGAAAAGUUCGGAUAUAACGAUGCACCUUGUCUUAGUUUAUUCCCCUUUGUGUGUCAAACUAAAGCACUUUCAAAGGUGUAAUGUAAAAAAUGUGCGGGUCUCUUUUGUAUUAAGGCUUAAAUAUUCAAAAGAUUUAAAUUGAAUUAAUGUUAUAUUCCAUUUUAAAUCUAAUGUUGAUAAGCAAAUAAUAUAUUCUUUGACACUUUUUAAAA
This is a messenger RNA of Drosophila busckii, 626 nucleotides long. RefSeq names its product C-type lectin 37Db. Gene Ontology annotation, molecular function: carbohydrate binding. Bases 16 to 495 code for a protein of 159 amino acids. The record is from RefSeq and is a predicted model, not a curated record. The transcript has 2 exons. NCBI's taxonomy places the organism in Eukaryota, Metazoa, Arthropoda, Insecta, Diptera, Drosophilidae. Gene Ontology annotation, cellular component: external side of plasma membrane. Gene Ontology annotation, biological process: biological process involved in interspecies interaction between organisms.